Molecule: messenger RNA, 4883 nt
Organism: Thermothielavioides terrestris NRRL 8126
Lineage: Eukaryota; Fungi; Ascomycota; Sordariomycetes; Sordariales; Chaetomiaceae
Exons: 3
Coding region: 624-4604 (1326 amino acids)
Biological process (GO): early endosome to late endosome transport
Cellular component (GO): tubular endosome; transport vesicle; plasma membrane
Molecular function (GO): SNARE binding; guanyl-nucleotide exchange factor activity; phosphatidylinositol binding
Source: RefSeq, a predicted model, not a curated record
CCUGGUAAUGCAUUUUUUCCAGCAGUAACCUACUGUGUACUGCGCGUGGAGCACGGAGGACAUGGCAACUUCAGAUCUCCACGAGGGAGCGAUGCUCCAUUCAUUCAGUUGAUCGUCACAAGCAGCUACCAAAUCUAGCUCUGAUUGGCCGAGCUUGACAGCUCAUGGGCCGCGCAUGGCACACGGUCGCGCACAUGCAGAUAGGUACCGUUAACUAACGGUGAACGGGCCGCCACCAUCGAGCUCUCUCGGCAUCCCUGUCUCCCGUCUUCCUGACCUCGGUCCCCAACGGCUGUCUUGUUAAUGGUCGCCUACGGCGCACAACUUUGCAGCCUUUGCCAACCUUCCACGCUUUCCUCUUACCUGGUCGAUCCGAGUUUUGGCUGCCUGCGAGUUGACAGCAGCGGAGAAAUUACGUGUACGACAGUCUGGGUCAUUGCGUUGACUCCCUGGCGCCUCUCAGCAGCCGCGAGCCCGGACCACGUCUCGAUCCUGCACCACAUCCUGAGCCCGAGGUCACCCGCGACGAGAGACCCGGGUUUUCCAUCUCGAGCAACUGCCCAAUGGUCGCCACACUUCCGUUGAAGCCACAUCAAGCGCCAGUUGCGACGCCAGUCGAAUGAAUGCAACCCCUAAACCCAUUCCUGAGCGCCUUCUCCAAGAGCCCCAUCCUCGCCCAGUGCCUGCCGCCCCAACAGCACAUCCUCCUCGUCCCGACCGCCGAUGUCCUGCUCAGUUUGCGCGACCCCGACACGGGCGCGCCUCUCGUGGCCUCCAUAGCCUCCGAUGAGUUCCUGGCGAGCCAUGUGCUGCGGAUCCCCAUCCCAAAGGCUCAGGCGGCCGGGGCAAAGGAUGCCACCCAGAAUCUCCGCGAGAUGCGCGGAAAGCCCAAGGUGUACAGCACUUUUAAUGGCAGGAGUAUCGUCAUCAAGGACAAUAGCAUCUACACCAACAAGGGCUUCAAGUCGCUGGCCCAAGCCAACCUGCUCCACGAUGUCAUCUGGUACCCGGACACGCUCGAUCCGCGGCCGUUCUUGAUUUAUUACAUAUCGCGCCCGCUGGUUGGAUCUUGGGAGGAGGUCAAGGUGACGCCGGCUGUGCUGCCACCUCCGCGCGAAGGGCCGAGUCGGCUGGCCAAAGCAUCGGCGGACGCUCGAGAGCCCACGAGCUCGCCCAAGAAAAAGGACAUCAAGACCUUCCAUGAGCUGCUCAACCACUUCCCGGCAAUUGCCAAGCAGAUGCAGGCCGGCUUGGAGAAGCUGUUCCGCGAGUUUACCCUGGUUUUCGAACGGCCGCUGCCGCCGCCGCCGUCGGCAAAGGACAUCCCCGAUCCGGAACCGGACGGGCCGAUAGCGACAGCCUUGAAAAGAGCGAGGUCCAACAGCGAUGCCGGCCGGGGGUUUGCGGACGGGGCCAACGGGGCUCCAGCCGCCGACGUUCCCCAGGAUGACGAGACCGUCUUGAGGACUGCUCUGGAGACGGCCGUGACAGCUGCUAUUGACCUGUUUCAGAGCGUCGACCGACAGCAGCUCUCACUCCUGGGUGCGACCACUGAUUUGACCGGCCCGGUCGUCGAGCGGCUGAUCGAGCGCUACAUCGCCGAGAACGUUCAUCACAUGCUGUUCCCGCGCCUUGCUGCGCUGAGACGCCAGGAGGACCUCGAGCUUGAGGCGAAGAUUAGGCAGAUGGACUUCAUUGACAUCUCGCAGCUAGGCGUCGUCAUUGAAGGAGGCAACCGUGCCAAGCGCGAUGUCGUGAACAGGCUAGGGCGUGCCGUCGAGGAAUUCCGGAAGAUGCCCAAUGCGAGCUGCCCGCAGGAGAUGAUGGAAAUCCUGCUCUCGACGACCAAAGCGGCUACCCAUCUCACAGACGCGCCGCAGCCGGGGGAAGCGUCGGGAGCCGCGUCCGAGAAACCCGUCAUGACCAUUAACGCAGACACGUUGGUCUCGCUGCUGCUCUACGUCGUGAUCAAGGCGCAGAUCAAGCAUCUCCAAGCCAGGCUGACCUACAUCCACAAUUUCAUCUUCAUCGACGACGUCGAGAGCGGCGAGAUGGGGUAUGCUCUCAGCACCUUCGAGGCUGUUCUGUCAUACCUCGACCGCGAGUCCGGCGGCUUGCGCCGAGCGAGUCGGCGAAACAGGGCUCUCUGGGAUGCCACGGCGAAAGGCGACUUGGCAGCGCUGAGGAAGAUCAUGGAGCCGGACGAAGAUGCUAUCGAGGAUGACGAGGAAGUGUUUGGGUCAUCGCACGCCCGAAGGCAGUCGUCCAGCGGGUGGAGUUUCACGAACGGGAGCUCGCGCAGGUCCUCGUUGAGCUUUACACCUUCGGAAAGGUUCUCACUCGGAUCCGGACUCAGCCACGUGUUUCCCUUCCAGAAUAAUAGAACGGACGCAGACACCGAGAAGUUCUCCUUGCCACCGCCUAAGCGGGUGAAGAAAGUGGCCAUGGACGUACGAAGUAUGUCCAGCGGCUCUGAGGUCUCACUCCGCUCGAUGCCCCUGAGCAUCGGCACGUUGAGCGGGAUUGAAGGAGACACGUCUAUCGAGCGCCUUUCCCAGACGCAAGAUGCGUUUGGCGACUCGGUCCCGAUGAUGGCGAUACAAAACAAACAACCAGAGGCGCUCAAGUACCUGCUCUCGCUGAAGCGGUAUUACUCGCCCGAGGCGAUCCUAGACGACCAAAAUAACGAGGGGACGACGCUAUUCAGCGCUGCCGUGCAGUUGGGAGACGAGACUAUCAUCGAAAUCGUUCUCGACUUUCUGUUGGAAUCGACGGACGAUAACAGAAUCCGCGACUACCUCGCCAUCCAGGACACCUGGGGCAGGAGCGCGGCCCACUACCUGUUUCAUGCGCCGUUUCUAAUACAGCGGAUCGGCCGGCUACUGCCGUGGCGGCAAAAAGACAAGAACGGGCAGACGCCCCUGUUUGCCCUCUGCCGAUCCUACGAUCAUCCGAACUACUCCGCCAUGGUUGAAGAAGCGCUGGAUGCGGCCACCAAGAGCCAAGGGGAUGGGCAGCCGCUCCAUCUGGACAAUCACGUGGAUAUCAAGGGGAACACGUUGUUGCACAUCGUCAACGACGCCCACUUGGCCAUGCUGAUCUUGCAAAAGUGCGACGUAGACGUCAAUGCGACAAACGAGAAGAAGUUCACCGCCCUGAUGCUGGCAAGCAAAUAUGGCCGCUUCGGCAUGGUACGGGCGCUGUUCGGCGACCCCCGCGUCGACACGGCCGCCCGGGAGCUGAGGGGCUUGACGGCGGUCGAGCUGGCCAAGGACGACGAGCUGCGGAACAAGAUCGACGAUCUCGUGCUCUUCUCGCUCAUGCCGGGCAUGGACUCGCGGACCACGGGCGUCGUCCGCGCCUUCUUCGUCGAGGACGCCUCGAUCCGCUUCGUGCUCAAGUCCGGCGCGCCUGUCGACAAGCAGAGCUACGCGGUCACGACCUGCCGGCGGUCGCUGAGCGACUUUGAGCACCUGGCCAAACUGCUGCAGAUGGAGAACCCGGCGUCCUGGAUCCCGUCGCUCGCGGACCUCCGCUCGCCCAUCCAGAUCCCGUCUCGGCCGAGCCGCGCAGUGCUCAAGGACCUGCAGGUGCGGAUGGACUGGUUCCUGAGGGUGCUGUUGCAGCACCCGACGUUUGCCACGCACGAGAUGCUGUGGGAGUUCUUCCUGGUGCCGGACCUGCAGCUGGAGACCAUGGCGGAGCGGAGCAAGCUCAAGGCCGACGCGCUGAUGGAGAAGGUCCACGACGAGUUCGAGCCGGUGGAGGACCUGCGGGAGGUGGAGCAGUUCAUUGACCACGCUAGGGACAUGGUGCGCAGCGUGCACUUCUCUACGAGGAGCGUUGCGCGGCGGGCGAACGUGGUGGCCAAUGUCGUCAAUGACCUCCACGAAUCCUCCGCCAUCCUCUCCCGCACCCUCUCGACGCUCGCCUUCCUCCCCGCCUCCCACACCGCCGCGUUUGCCACCUACGUCCGCGCGCUCGCGCCCUCGCAAAGCUCGCCGCACGCGGCCUUCUUCAACACGUUCCUCACGCUGUACGGCAACGUCGAGUCGGUGCUCAAGGCGCUGGCGCGGCCGCCGCAGACGAUCGCGCAGAUCCAGGCGGUGCGGCGCGAGGCGGAGCGCGGGUACAGCUCGCUGGCGCGGGCGUCGCGCUGGCCGCUCGCGCUCGGCGGCGGCUUCGGCCUGCUCGACGAGACGCGCCAGCGGCUGAGCGAGGAGCGCGAGGAGAAGGCCCGCCGCAGCGAGGGCCGCGCCGAGACCCUCUCGCGCGAGCUGCGCUACGCCCAGCAGACCGUCGCCGCCGAGCUGGCCGGCUGGAGGGACAUGCACGAGCGCAUCGGCCGCAAGGCCAUCAGGGACCUGGCCAGGGGCAUGGUGGUUGCGGAGAGGAUGCGGUUGGAGGGCAUGCUGAGGGCGCUGAGGGUUGUGAGGGAGGGUGAGGUACCGCCGGCUGGCGGAGGGAUGGAAAGGAGGGCAGAUGUCACUGCCGGUGGUGAUGGUAUUGGAGCCGGUGGUGCUGGUGGCGUGCGUCAUCGCUCACCGCUUGUUGAGCGGUAUGGUGAAACGGGGGAGGUGGGGGAGGCAAGCGGGAGCUGGUAGAGUGCGGUGUGCGGUGGCGAAGUGUGGGUGUGGAGAACAGCCGACAAGAAGGGAUGUGGUUUCGAUCCAGAGGCGGUGACGCGUCGGCGGAUGGUGCGGACGCGUCGAGCAUCAAGAGCCCCCUUCCUUCGGCCCCCGAGCCUCGCAAUGUCAUACCUCCACACCAUCCCACCAACACCACCACACCCCACCCCCGUUCGAGCGUGAGGGACAUGCAGCAUGAACUUAAAUCGCGUGAUUUCCACAGAAGGAUCGGUUAGGAUACCCCUCCUGGGGAAG